AUGUCUCUCCACUCCAAUGGGAGCGCAGUUCGGCCGGAGCCAAUCGACGUCUCCAGCUGGGAACCAUCAUACAGACACGAGGCUACGGACACCUCACACUCGGAAGGAUCUAGUGGAGACGCAGCUAAGGUGACUUCGAACAAGAGACAUCUGCUUGACAGCGUCGCGCGCUAUCCCCGGAAACGUGGGGCGACUGCAUGCCAGAUCUGCCGGAUCCGCAAGACAAAGUGCGAUAAUGCCCGUCCGGCCUGCGGGUUCUGCGUCCAGCACAAUGCCAGAUGCGUGUAUGGGAGCUCGUCGGAGGCAAGCAUACCUUUUGAUGCCGCUAGCGAGGAGAUCUUGAGUCGUCUUAGUGCGAUACAGUCGCUUCUCUCCCACGGCCACCCGGUUCUUCCGACCGCCGCUGGUAGUGCUACUGGCGCCGCUGCUAGCUAUGACCAGACGUACCCUAUCGCUGGAGUACGCCGAGGCGUCGAUCUCAAAAUAGCCUCGGCUUCAACAUCGGCAAGUCACAUGUUAUGGAGGCAGGGCUAUCCUGCGUCGGCUUUAUCAGCGACUCGAUGCGAAACACUACUGCAAUGGCCAGUAUUUGAAGACGUGGUUUCGGUCAGGGAAUCGAACAUCAAGUCGUUCCUCCUCGAUUGCACCUCUGACCGAAGUGGGAUGGUCGACCUCGCGGCGUCGGGGCAGCAGCAGCUUUCAACCUCCGAGCAGGAGGAUGCCUCAGAGGACCUCACAGAGGAGCACCAGGUUCAUGGGGCCAAUUACGUCCAUCUAUGCUACACAUUCCUCUCCGCUGUACAUAGGAGGAACCCGAUUCUCGAUGGAGACAGAUUGAUGGAAUCUGCUCAUCAUGUCAUGACACACGGGCUGAGAUGGGAUGCGAGGACCUGUUUAGUGCUCCUCGCUUCUGCUCUAGCCCAUUGCGGCUCGUCCUGCUCUUUGGACGGUGUAGCAGCAUCCGGCCAAGUCGGACUAACCGUCGCGGGUAUAGAAGAUGAACUAAUAGCGGAGGCUUACUACAUAGAGGCUAAGAAGCGGAUCGGCUUUUUGCAAUCGUCCAUUACCGAUAUUCAAUGCUUGCUACUCGCCUCCAUGUACGAAAAGGCCACCUUGAACGUCAUAAAGGCAUGGGACUAUAUCAAGGAUGCCUGUUCCCGCCUCCAGACGUACCUGUUGAGUCGUCGCGGGGUGGGGCACAAGGAACAGGUCGAUCAUCUGGAGCCACGGAUAUUCUGGUCAUGUAUGAAGGCGGAAAGCGAACUAGCGGCAGAAUUGCCAUUGCAGGCGAGCGGUAUUGAGAACUUCGAGUACCCUUAUCCGUUCCCAUCUCCCCCACAGAGCCUUGCCAAGGCAACUGGCCCGCAUUCGCCACCCAGCGGUUCAGUUGACUCAAAAGAAAGCAACCAUCGACAGAUACAGGAGGAAGAAAGCUGGUUCUUUUAUACCGCAGAUAUCUCCUUUAGGCGUAUCCUGAACCAGCAUCUCAAGGUACUCUACACCGAAGCCGAUACCGGUUGGUCGGAAAACAUAAACUUGACUUUCGCCCAAUUCACGGAAUGCGAACAGCAGAUUGAAGGCUGGUACCACCAUCUGCCAUCCGUAAUACGAUUCAGUUCCGAAGGGCACUCAGAGAAUGAACUUUCGUUGUUCCUCAAAGGCCGCUUUCAGGGUUGGCGCGAGCUUGUUCGUCGGCCUUUUCUUUACUUCGCACUCCACCAUGGUGGCGACGAGCCCGUAGACCCGCAGGUGAUGGCGUUGGCCACGGAAUGCCUUUAUAUAUGCGCGGGUCUGAUCGAUCACUACUUUCCGCAGGGUCGGCACGGCGGCACAUGGUUCAUCUCCCGGAGGACGUUUACCUGCUCGCUCCUGAUUCUGGCGGCCAUUUUCGCCAACCAAGAGGAUCUAAAACCGCCAGAUGACUGGCUCACCGUGCUGCAAAUGGCGAUUGAUAUCCUAGAAAAGUGGGAAACUGCAGCAAGUGACAUUGCAAGAAUGCGUGUCAUACUCAGUAAACUUGUUCAUGAGGCACAGCAGAGAACAGGUAUAGUGCCAAAAAGCCGAUGA
Molecule: messenger RNA, 2067 nt
Organism: Penicillium hordei
Lineage: Eukaryota; Fungi; Ascomycota; Eurotiomycetes; Eurotiales; Aspergillaceae
Exons: 4
Coding region: 1-2067 (688 amino acids)
Biological process (GO): regulation of DNA-templated transcription; DNA-templated transcription
Molecular function (GO): DNA binding; DNA-binding transcription factor activity, RNA polymerase II-specific; zinc ion binding
Source: RefSeq, a predicted model, not a curated record